Messenger RNA from Spizellomyces punctatus DAOM BR117, 3086 nucleotides. RefSeq lists its product as uncharacterized. Gene Ontology annotation, cellular component: perinuclear endoplasmic reticulum; cytosol; intracellular membrane-bounded organelle. Lineage: Eukaryota; Fungi; Chytridiomycota; Chytridiomycetes; Spizellomycetales; Spizellomycetaceae. The transcript is spliced from 21 exons. Gene Ontology annotation, molecular function: sterol binding. The record is from RefSeq and is a predicted model, not a curated record. Bases 78 to 2951 code for a protein of 957 amino acids. Gene Ontology annotation, biological process: endocytosis; maintenance of cell polarity; ER to Golgi ceramide transport.
CGUGAAGAAUCAUCUUCCCUUGAUUUCCCAGCUCAGACAAUUGCCGGAGGGAACGCACGGUCCUUUAUCAGGUGGAUAUGCAGGAGGUUACAAUUAGACAGAGGAGUGCUUUUAAGCAUUUUGUGAACGUCGACCAACCGGGCAAGGAACUGUGCUGGAAUUUCUUUACCCGGCGUAAAAAUAUAUCCUUUGGACUGUACCGCAAAGUCAACCGUGCAUAUACCGAAACAGGAACGUACGUACUACAAAGUGGAACUCUCAGAGAAGUUGGAAAGAGCUUUGUGGUUGUCGGCAGCGACGGGGAUGAGAAAACAUCUACGCCAUCAUCGCCACUGGUUCCCAGGUCGAAGGGAACUACUUCAGCGGUGACACCACCUGAAUUCGCCGAAUAUCCUCCCAGUCUUGGCGCCCUGAAGGACAAUGCAUCUGCAAAGUCCUUUUCCGAAUCCACCGAGGGUUCUGCUUCCGGCAGACGAAGGAAAAAGGAAUCGUUCAUUGACCCGGAACUUGUGGAAAUCAUGCCCGUUACGCACUAUGACUCGUCGAAAUUCACCGUCAAGGGGAGCUUCUACAUAGAAGAACCUGGGAUUUACGUACUAUUAUGGGAUAAUACGUUUUCAAUGAAUACGUCGAAGAAACUAUUCUUUUUUGUGGCAUUGAAGGAUGUUGAGCCAUCACAAGCUCCGGUACGGAAAGAGAUGGAAAACUGGCUGUUGAAGAAAGGGAAUAAGAAGAUGCAGGGGUUCCAAAAACGAUGGGUUACAGUAGAUACCAAUGGGACGUUGUCCUAUUAUAAACAUCCAGGAAGCUUUUGCCGCGGAUCCGUUGAGCUGCCAAAGGCUGCUGUACAUCUAGAUCAUGAUCGAAGUCUCAUAGAUAUAGAUUCUGGUCAAGCCCUCUAUCAUUUCAAAGCACAAUCGCCGCAAGACUUCCAGGCCUGGAUAUCUGUCCUUCAGAGAUUUACAUUGGCCAAGACCAUGAGCUUAGGUCGCGAAAGUGAAAGUGGAGGCAAAUUGAUACCAGAUGAUGAUGAUACCGGAAGCCCGUGGGAUGGGACAGCGAAAGGAGCGAUGGAUCCUGAUCUGGGUGAUGUGCAACGUAAGGCCGAAAAUAUGGUUAUCACCUUGACGAAUGAGUUGGGGCGAUUGAAAGAGUUAGUCGAGUCAUCUCGAGGACGGAUGGAUCAAAGAAGCCAGAUGAAAGACUUUACGCUCAUACUGAAUUCUAUCUCGGACGUGAUUGCCAAUGCUCUGUCGAAUGCUAACAACAUGCAGCGAGAGCUGUACUCAUACGGAGAGACUGUUCGGUCACAAAGGGAGCGGUCACAUGAUGCUAUCCAGCAAACGGAAUCCGCACUGCAUGCAUGCUUGGCCGACAAUAAUCGCGUGCGCCGUAGGUUCGGGUUGGAGCCAGUUACUCUCACGUCAUUCAUUGCGCACGCCAGUACUACCUCGCUCCAUCUCAAUAAUUUCCACAAAGCGGGCUCAAUAACAUCUUCCAUGCGGGAUGACGUUUUCUACGAUGCUGAAGAAGGUGGAGACAGCGAUGACGAAGAAAGUGCUGAGAGUGAUUCUAUGCAUGAAGCGGAGGAAGGUCUCAGCAGCGAUGAAGAAUUUGAGGAUGAUGACGAGGGAUCAAACGAGAGCUUUACACCAAAUAGGCGAUCGCGCCAAGCAUCAACAGCAUCUACCUCUGGGGGCGCUACGUCGGAAGCAACCGUUACUCAAACUAUUCCUCCAGCUAAGGACGAAACUAGCAAGGUAGCCAUGCCCAUUCAGCCUCUUCCCAUAGUACGACGAACAAAGCUGCCUGCUCCAACGGUUUCUAUGCAAAAUAUUAGCAUAAUGGGAAUCUUGCGGAACAAUGUUGGCAAAGAUCUAUCUACGGUCGCCAUGCCCAUCGCUCUGAAUGAGCCCUUGAAUCUCCUACAGAAACUAUGCGAGGAGCUGGAAUACUGUGAGCUUCUGGAUCAAGCAGCAUCCAUCACGGAUCCUGUUGAUCGGUUGGCCUUGAUAGCAGCAUUUGCGGUGUCAGGUUAUGCAUCCACCAUACAUCGGGCGGGUAGAAAACCGUUCAAUCCACUGCUGGGUGAGACCUAUGAGUGCGUCAGAGAGGAUAAAGGUUUCAAAUUUGUAUCAGAGAAAGUCAGCCACCAUCCGCCGGUAAUGGCGUGCCAUGCUGAAUCGCCCAACUAUAUUUUUUUCCAAGAUAGUCAAGUGAAGACCAAGUUUUGGGGAAAAUCGAUGGAGCUGAUACCAACAGGCACCGUGCACGUUGCGUUUCCAGCUCUGGGAGAGCAUUAUACUUGGACGAAAGUUACCACAUGCAUGCGGAAUGUCUUCUCUUCUGGUCGCUACUUAGAACAUUACGGCACCAUGAAAAUCAUAUCCCAUUCUAGUGGCCAUUAUUGUGAACUUUCAUUCAAGGAGUCUGGCUAUUUUGCCUCUGCUAAAAAUGAAGUGGUUGGCACGAUAUGUGGCCCAAAAGGGCAAAAGUUGAUGUCUCUAAGCGGAAACUGGGACAAAUCAUUACAAAAGUUCCAUGAGUCUGCUCCGAAUGCACUGGAGGUUGUGUGGCGCGCAAGGCCCAACCCACCUAAUCAUCCGGAGAUCUAUGGCUUCACAUCUUUCGCACUAGAACUAAAUGAGCUUACGCCGGACCUGGAAGGAUUGCUUCCAAAUACCGACACACGGUACAGACCUGACCAAAGGAUGUACGAGGAGGGCCGGGAUGAGGAAGCUGAGCGAGAAAAGCAACGACUAGAGCAAAAGCAGCGCGACUAUCGAAAGAUGCUGGAAUCACGCGGCGAGCAGUGGCAUCCUCAGUGGUUUGAUCUACGACCGGAAGAGUAUUCUAAUGGAAAUCGGUCGUGGCACUAUAAAGGAGGAUACUGGGAAUCUCGUGGCAAAUUUGAAAAUGUGCUGGACCUAUGGUCAUCACAGAGUUUUUGAUAAGACAGGUUAGAAUAGUCCUUAGAGUCAUAGUGAAAGAUGGUUUAAGUAGAUUAUGGCAAAGGCCGGGAUCCGAAGAAAUACAUCGUGGCUGUAACGACCACAUAAUCAAAUUCGGUAUGAAAGGAAGAAACA